AUGCCCCAUGUCGCGCUGUACAUCAUAUUGGUCCUGUACCUGUUCUGCUCCUCCUCCGACCACUCCUAUUGGGCCAGCUCUUCGGGCCGCAUGGUCCUCGCCCUCUUCUUCACACAGGCCGUGCUCGGCCAGGCCUCCUACCGCCUCAGCCGCUGGCCGAUCCCCGAGAACCUGGCGCUGCUGGCGCUCUACGCCGCCCUCGCGGCCGCCCUGCUGUGCCGCAGCAUGCGCAGCACGCAGGCGGUGUGGGCGGAGGCGCUCGCCCUGCGGGCGGGGGGCACCCCCGACCUCAGCCCCGUCGCCCUGCGGAUGCUGCUCGACUUCCACAACUGCACCUACAGCACAGAAUUCACAGAGCACAGCCCCCCAGACGACGUGGAGCGCGCCGCGGUGGCGGCCGCGCAGCUUCUGCAGAAGAAGCUGCAGGCCCUGCGCCGGCUGCGGCUGCAGCUGUUUUAUGACGAGCGCGCCUGGAUGUUCCCCGUCGGCGCCCUCACCCACUGCAUGAUCACCAUCCCCUUCUGGAUCUGUGAACUGUGGCUGGGCGCCGCGUGGCUGGGCCGCAACGGGCUGCCCAUCGCUUUUUCGUACCUGUUUGCGAUGUUGGCCGGGGCCUGGCUGGAGUGGCUGCUGGCGUUGGAAAACAGGCCCCCAGCCGAGCUAUCCAACUCGACCCGGGCCGCACUGGCGGCCGCCGCCGCGGAGCUGCAGGCGCAAGCCGCUGCUGCCGCCGGCCGGCCCAUGCGCCCGGACGACCUCUCUUCAAACGGCUGCCCGCCCUGCGCCCCCGGCGGCGCGGGCUGCGCCGGCGGCGCCCGCGGUGCGCUCGCGCCGCCGGGCGCGCGCCGCGCCGCCCUGGGGGCCCACGGCGGCUUCGGCUACUGGCGGCAGCUGCUGCGGUUCGCAGCGUGGAUGGCCGCCGUGUGGCUGGCGUGGCUGCUGGUUCUCAUGGCGGUGACGCUGGCCAUGCGGACCGGCCCCGGUGACGCGGUCAGCGGCCUGCUCGGUUACUUGCGGCUGGCGUGGGAGCUGCGGGCCCCCUUGGUGAGCUACUCGCUGAUGUCACUGGGUUACGCCUUUUAUCACACCGUGGGCUUCAACACCGUGCUCGGCUACGGCUCAAAAAUGCGGGAGGUCGCCCAAAGCCUGGCGGCUGCCCUCGCGGCCGGCUCCAUCGCCCUGGGGUUCCUGCCGAAGGUGCUGCCCGCGGCGGCCGAGCUCGCGCCCGCCGCGGCGGUCACAGCAUGCGGGGCGCUGUACCUAGUGUUCUCGUCGUCGGGCCGCGUCCUGGAGCGGCUGCGCGCCGCGCGGCGAAGCGUGAG
Molecule: messenger RNA, 1322 nt
Organism: Monoraphidium neglectum
Lineage: Eukaryota; Viridiplantae; Chlorophyta; Chlorophyceae; Sphaeropleales; Selenastraceae
Exons: 10
Source: RefSeq, a predicted model, not a curated record